AGUCGCUGAGGCGGGGGUGGGGGUGACGGCGGCCUAGGAGGGUCAGUUUAAGGCGUGGCUGUGUGCGCUGCUCGCCAGGAGGCGGUCCCCGUAGGCCCAGUGCCUGGGACGGGCGGGUCUCACGGGCACCCCGCCUCCCUCCGGCCGCUGCGAGUGCUCCCCGAGCUCCCGUCUGCUCACCCGCGCUCUGCAGAAGCCUCCCUAGCCGCCCUCCGGGUUCUGCUUCCAGCACAGGAGCCCGCCGCGGGCAUCGCUCUGCAGCCGCCGCCUCCAGCGCACAGCCCAGCGAUCGUGGAGCUCGGGAACUCUGUGUAGGCACUCAGACCCCAUUCUUGAAGAAAAGAGAAAGGUAGAAAAGAUGGUAGCUGAUUGCCUGACAAAUUGUUACCAGGUCUCAGUAACUUUUGAUGAUGUGGCUGUGGACUUCACCCAAGAAGAAUGGAUUUUAUUGGAUCAAGCUCACCGAGACCUCUACAGAGAGGUGAUGCUGGAGAAUUACCAGAACCUGGCCUCAGCAGGCUGUGAGGUCAUCAAGCCCAGUCUGAUCUCCUGGUUGGAAGAAGAGGAUUUGCACAGAGAAGAUCUCCAAGAAUGGGAAAUGCCACUUGGCACCCAAGAGUCAACAUUGCGUCAGGAUUUUUUGAGGGGACAGACUUCCAGUGGAAUACAAACAGGCAGAAGCCACAGUGCACGAGAACUCUCUUACUAUGCACAAUGUGGAGAAAUUUUCAGUGAGCACUCUUAUUUCAAGACACAUGUGAAAAGCCACAGUGCGUGGAGCACUGGCCAUCUCAGCCACUCAGAGCAUGACACGUCUGCUCCAGUGCACACCAUAAAAACGUACCCAUGUAAGAUUUGUGGAAAAGCCUUUGGACGAUCUUCAAAUCUCAACAGACACCUGCGAAGCCACACUGGAGAGAAACCGUAUGAAUGUAAGGAGUGUGGGAAAGCCUUCACUACCUACUCAAGGCUAGUGGAACACUUUAGAACUCACACUGGAGAGAAACCAUAUAAAUGUAAGGAUUGUGGAAAAGCCUUUGCUAAGCGGUCAGGCCUUAUAACACAUAUAUCAACCCAUGCUUCAGAGAAACCCUUUGCAUGUAAAGAGUGUGGGAAGGCCUUUGCUUCAUCCCCACGCCUUAGCCAGCAUAUAAGAAUUCACAGUGGCGAGAGGCCCUACAUAUGUAAGGAGUGUGGGCGAGCCUUCCUUACUUCCUCAUACCUGCGGAACCACAUCGGAAGAACUCACAGUGGAGAGAGACCCUACAUAUGUGGAGAAUGCGGAAAAGCCUUCCAUUCUUACUCAAAUCUGCGUAGACAUGUGAGAACUCACAGUGGAGAGAGACCCUAUAUAUGCAAGGAGUGUGGGAAAGCCUUCCUCAAUUCCUCUUACCUACAUAACCAUAUAAGAAAAACGCACAGUGGGGAGAUGCCUCACAUAUGUGGUGAAUGUGGCAAAGUCUUCCAUGCUUCCUCGUACCUGCGUAGACACUUAAGAACUCACAGUGGAGAGAGACCAUGCAUAUGUAAGGAGUGUGGGAAAGCCUUCCUCAACUCCUCGUACUUACGUAAGCAUCUAGCCAUUCACACUGGAGACAAACCCUACGAGUGUAAGGACUGUGGGAAGGCCUACCGUAGGUACAAUCUGCUACACGACCAUUUAAAAACUCAUGAAGUUGAAAAGCCCUUUGAGUGUGAUGCAUGUGGAAAAUCCUUUCAGUAUUUCUCAUAUCUUACUAAACACAUUCGUAUUCACACCGGAACAAAACCUUAUAAGUGUAAGUACUGUGGGAAGGAUUUCACUACUUCCUCAAGCCGAACUGAACAUAUCCGAACUCACACUGGUGAGAGGCCCUAUGAGUGUACGGAAUGUGAGAAAACCUUCACUUCUUCAUCUAACCUCAUACACCACGUAAAAAUCCACGCGCGAGAGAAACCUUUUGUUGAGAAUAUAGGGAAGCCUACGAUAGAUUUUCCUUACUAACCAAACACUUGUAACUCACGGUGAACAGUCACUUCAGACAGGAGGAAUGGCAGAAACCCUUCACCCCUCACGUCUUGGUUUCAUCAGACUGGGACGUGCACUACUAAGAAGCCAAGGAAUGUGCGACAGCCCUCAGCUGUGACAGCUUACUCUGAAAACAUGGAAAGAACUCAUACUCAAGAUGACCCAUGAAUAUGAGGAAAGAAAUAUAAUAAGGAAGUAGCCGUCGCUACUUUCUAGGACCUUACUAAAUGUGUAAGACUUCACAAUGAAGGGAAGUCACUGAUGUAAGAUGCGUAGAAAGUUGUAGUUCUGUUAAGUAUUUUAAAAUCACUUGUCUCAACAGUUGAGAAAACCUUCAUGAAGGUAAGGAAUGUUAGAAAGUAGCGUGAACUCAGUUUUCAGUGUUUAGUAAGUAUCAUUCAUACCCAAGAGAAAUUAACAAUAUAGAAAUUUUGUCCAUGUGUGCUAGCAGCAAUAAGGCCUGUUGGGUGAUAUUUAUUUUGAAGUUUUGUCCUGAUUCCUGGACUUAUAAUACGUUUUCUUUCCUUCAAGCAACACCAUUUCAUCUUUCAUAUAACUUCUGGGUAGUAAGCCAGUGUUAGGAGGACUUUUGGACUACAAACAUUGUUUUGGUGUAGUGUAGAUUCUGUUGUUGGCUUACCAACUUAUUAAACAGGCUACCCUAUAGUAGCUUACAGCAGCUGAGUUUCAUAAUAUGGUGCUCACAGUCAUUAAAAUGUUCAUGUUCCCUUUUCGCAACUUUUUGAUAAAAGGUGAUAAAUAAGCAACAAGCUAGCCAAGUCCUUUCUACAAACACAUUGAGCUGGGAAUUCAUAAAUGCAUCAGUCCUUGAUGGAGCCAGAGCCCUCAAGAUCCAGACAUCUCUCCCAUCCUACCCUGAACUCUACAGUCCUAGGAUGCAAGCCUUCAGUACAUGAAAUUUUGUGGGUAUAUUUCAUAUAUAAAUCAUAAUACAGCCCCCCUCCUGGCUUCUGAUAAUUCCCCAAGAUUACAGAUAACUCAAAUGCUUGGGGACAUGUUUUAUAAUCAUUAUGAUUUCUAGUUUUUUUCUGUUGUAUGUGUGUGUUGCGAGUGGAAUAGGUGUACGUGUCACAUGUGGAAAUCAGACCAUGUGCUGGAGUCUGUUGCCUCCUUCCACAUGUGGGUCCCACGGAUACAGCUUGGGUUGUCAGACAUGGCUUGGCAAGCUUAACUCACCGAGCUGUCGCACUGACCCAUACUUUUCAUACUCAGAACAAUUGAAUGGGACUAAGAGAUGGCUCUGUGGUCAAGAACACUUUCUAUUUCAGAGGACCAGAGUUUAGUUCCCAGCACUCACACUGAGAUGUUCCCAACUGCCUUUAAUCAAGAUCAGACUUCCUCUUCUGGUCUCUGGGUACCUACAGGCAAGUACACAUACAAACACAUAAAUAAUGAAGUCUUUUAAAAAGGAAAAAGACAAUUAAUACAGACUCCCAAGCCCAAUCCUUUUCUGGGAACCCUCUAAGCAUAUAUGUCCCAUGUCCUCAAUCAAUCUAGAUCAAAACCGAAGAGAAAUAGACAUCACCUAUAUAUACUCUUGCUCAUUAGAAUUAUUCAGAAUUAUUGAUUUUAAAAUUUUUUUCCAGCCAUACUUUUCAUUCUUGGCAAAAAUUUCAAUAAACUUUGUGGCUAAGGCUUCCUUUGCUUCCA
Apodemus sylvaticus (European woodmouse) is the source of this 3679-nucleotide messenger RNA. Its product is annotated as zinc finger protein 778-like. Gene Ontology annotation, molecular function: DNA-binding transcription factor activity, RNA polymerase II-specific; RNA polymerase II cis-regulatory region sequence-specific DNA binding. The record is from RefSeq and is a predicted model, not a curated record. Gene Ontology annotation, biological process: regulation of transcription by RNA polymerase II. The transcript is spliced from 6 exons. The coding region runs from base 359 to 1984 and encodes 541 amino acids. Lineage: Eukaryota; Metazoa; Chordata; Mammalia; Rodentia; Muridae.